This is a messenger RNA of Aphanomyces astaci, 1588 nucleotides long. RefSeq lists its product as hypothetical. Lineage: Eukaryota; Oomycota; Saprolegniomycetes; Saprolegniales; Verrucalvaceae. The transcript has 5 exons. The record is from RefSeq and is a predicted model, not a curated record. The coding region runs from base 1 to 1206 and encodes 401 amino acids.
AUGGGGCGCAUGUCGUUGGCGGAUCUCGUGGACAUGCGGGCGGCUGAGAGCACAUUUCAGCGACUUUUGGAUACACUUGAACAUCAAGCAAAGGACAUUGACGAGCUGAAGACGACUGUGGCGGCACUAGAGCGCGAGAAUGUCAUCCAAACGGCAUGGAACAAAGAUCUUCACGGCACCUUGGCGUCGUUGACGCCGCGUGUAGACGCUGUGGAAGCCGCCAUUCGACUGCCCAAUGUGAGAAAUGCAUCGCUUGGUAGCAUCGUCGCCGCCAACUACAAGGAAAUCGUGAGCAUGCGGGAAAAGCUGCAUCGGAAGGUUGAACCCGAUGUGGUUGAGGAGGCGUGUCGACGAGUGGAGACGAACAUGUUCAGCGCCUUUGAGAGUCUUCGCAAGGAGUGCGUCAACUUGGAGCUGUUGUCAAGUUUGCACAUGGACCAAGAUGCAUUGCAUGCAAAAAUGGCGGCCCUCGAAGGGCAAAUCGACUCCAAAAUGGACAAAAUGGAAGUCACUCGUGUGGAAGCCAUGGCGUCGAAAUUGCAUGCAUUUAUCCCGCGUUGCUCUGAAAUCGAGCGCUCGUUGCAGCAACUGGACGAGAAACUGACGGCGUCGAGCGCGACGUGCCGCCACCAUGAGCAGCUUGCAGCGCUCGAGACCGCGCAGCUUGGCCACCGCCUGGCCGACCACCGCGCCGACCUGACGACGCUGCGGACGGACACGACGGCGGCACAUGAUGCCAUGGACGCCGUCAUCCAGAAAUGCCAACGUAACAUCCAUCUCUGCCUCUCGAAAGUGCAGGUGGCGCAAAGGUCCCACUCGGAGUUUGCAGCGUCCACACGCACGUCGGUGCAUGAGCUGGCCGACGCGCUCGAAGCCCACGCCCAACGGAUUCAAAACGAGCUAGGGCUCAAGGUCAACUCUUGUGACUGGCAAACCCGUGCCAACGAACUGGAGGCUGCGCUUGAAACCAAGGCGCCACUCCAGGCCGUGACGUCGUUGAAGAAAGACGUCGACAAGUGGGCCGACUGGGCCGGUCGAUGCGACUCGCACGUGCAGCUGAGCGUGCGCUUCAUCGAGUGGUUCUUUGAGCGAGGGGAAGCGUACGAGGCGAAUCUGCAGCUCAUGGAAGCGCAGCUCAAGCACUUGUCGCUGCGACAAGUCACACGGCAGCCCUUUGACGGCCGCGUCCGGUUUGCAGACUCAUAAGGACGUAGAUAUAUAUAACUUUCGAACGAACGACCGUUACGAACCAACGACGCAAUGAGUGGCCACGAGCUGGUCGAACUGCGCCAUGGCGCUUGGAUCUCGAGCGAGUGCUAGGUCGUGAAGUGUGAAGAUGGCUCCAAGAAGGGCGUAGCCACUUAAUGUGGCCAGUUGAUCGGAGGGGGAGAGCUGCAGCUGGUCGGUGGUGGACGGCCUUGACAGGGUAUCGUCGAACGGCACCACGGCGGUCAUGACUUCGACGGAUUGCAACGCUGGCCAUUGUAAAACUUGGCCCAGGUCCGGCUCGGCCUCUUCCGGGAUCGCUGCGGUGGGGGCGCCUUUCCCCAGUCGAAAUUGCACUUCGGACGACGGCGUUCGGCCAUAC